Aspergillus tanneri is the source of this 1377-nucleotide messenger RNA. RefSeq names its product MmgE/PrpD family protein (gene IRG1). The coding region runs from base 1 to 1377 and encodes 458 amino acids. Lineage: Eukaryota; Fungi; Ascomycota; Eurotiomycetes; Eurotiales; Aspergillaceae. Gene Ontology annotation, molecular function: lyase activity. The transcript is spliced from 3 exons. The record is from RefSeq and is a predicted model, not a curated record.
AUGUUAGAAGAUGUGCCCAUCCAGGUCCAGGAGCGAGCCAAACAUCUUAUCCUAGAUGGUAUUGGCUGUGGCAUCGUUGGAACUCAGGCUCCUUGGUCGAAGAUUGCGGCCCAGGCUGUCAGUGAAUAUGAGCCUGCUGGGUAUUCCCGAGUGAUUGGGCAGACGCAGAAAUACCCACCCCUUGCUGCAACUCUCAUCAAUGGCGCCUUCAUCCAGGCAAUGGAACUCGAUGACUACCACAGCAAAGCGCCCCUGCACUCCGCCAGCGUAGUCCUUCCUGCUCUUUUCGCCGCCGUGGAGGCCCAGCAGAACCGCCACGGGCACUCCUCCAUACGCGUCUCCGGAAGGUCAUUCCUCCUGGCAGCUAUCACUGGGUUUGAAACCGGUCCGAGGGCCGGCAAUGCAAUCUAUGGGUCGGAUCUCCUCUCCCGGGGAUGGCAUUCCGGCCCUGUCUUUGGAUCUCCAGCAAGCGCCGCCGCGACGAGUAAGCUUUUUGGCCUCAACUCCGAGGACACCGAGUCGGCCAUCGGCAUCGCCUGUACCCAAGCUGGGGGGUUGAUGUCAGCACAGUAUGAAGGUAUGGUGAAGAGAAUGCAGCAUGCCUUUGCGGCGCGGAACGGACUGCAGGGAGCCUUGCUCGCCCGGUCCGGAUACCUGGGCAUCAAAAAGGUCUUUGAGCGACCUUACGGGGGCUUCUUAGCCAUGUUCAGCCAGGGAAACGGCCAGACGCCCCCGUACAAGGUUGAGGAGUUGACUAAGGGGCUGGGGACUAUCUGGCAAACACAAGCAAUCCGUUUUAAGCUUUAUGCUUGCGUGGGCGGCUGCCACGGCCAGAUCGAGGUGCUGCAACAGAUGCAGCAGGACCACCCUGAUCGGUUCGCCCCGGAAAAGCUGGGAGGCAUCGAAACCAUCUCCGUGUAUCUGUCCGAACCGAUCUUCGCGCAUGAUGGAUGGAUACCGGAGCGACCUCUCACGUCGACGGGGGCGCAGAUGAGUGCGGCCUAUAUUGGCGCGGUUCAGCUGGUGGAUCGUCAGGUGUUUCCGGCGCAGUUUGACGAAGCGGCUCUGGACCGAGACAGCGUCUGGGAACUAACUGGCAAAACCACCUGCUAUCACAGUUCGGAAUUUGAUCAGCCCGACCACAUCUGCGGUGCGCGGGUGAUUGUCAAGUUUCACGAUGGGUUCGUGCUCGAGGGGGCAACCCCGUACCCAAAGGGCUACGAUCCGCCUCUGAAGAACGCUGACAUUCGCGAGAAGUUCCGUGGGCUGGGAGAGUCUGUCAUGGAUCCUGGUAGAGUAUCGAAGAUUGAACAGCUGGUUUUAGGGUUGGAGAAGCUCGACGAUAUGGUGGAGCUGUUAAGUCUGCUCGAGGGUUAA